AUGUGGUGGUUUCAGCAAGGCCUCUCUGUGUUGCCCACGGCUUUGGUUGUUUGGUCAGCUGCAUCUUUUGUGUUUUCAUACAUUACUGCGAUCGUCCUACACCACGUCGAUCCUUUGGUGCCCUACAUCAGUGAUACAGGGACGAUACCACCUGAAAGAUGCUUAUUUGGGAUCAUGUUAAAUAUUUCAGCUUUCCUAGGUAUGGCCACCAUGUAUGUCCGUUACAAACAAGUUUACGCUCUGAAUCCAGAAAAAUCCAAGAUCAUCAAGCUAAAUAAGAUUGGCCUCACGCUGGGAUGGAUGAGCUGUUUUGGACUUUGCAUUAUUGCAAAUUUCCAGUGCUUUCUAAAAAAAAAAUACACUCUGUACUACAUACACGUGGUUGGAGCCUGCCUGACGUUCGGAGUAGGGGCCAUUUACAUGCUGGUUCAGACUGUCCUGUCCUACCUGAUGCAGCCAGAAGUUCACAGCAAAGACAUCUUUUGGAUCCGUCUGACCGUGUUGCUCUGGUGUUGCUCAAGCAUUGUCAGCAUGUUUGCUUCCUCAGUUGUCUUAUACAGUGGCCUGUACGGAACGAACCUCGUGCAGAAGUUGCACUGGGACCCACAGGAAGAAGGCUACACAGCUCACAUCAUCAGCACCGUCUCAGAGUGGUCAUUAGCCUUCUCCUUCCUCAGCUUUUUCCUCACCUACAUCCGUGACUUUCAGAAAAUUUCCCUGCGUGCAGUCGUCAGCUUGCACGGACAAACCCUUUAUAACACACCGCAGAGCUUUGUGACUGACGAGCAGACGCUGCUGGUCGCGGGGAGCAUCUAAUGAAGGUGACGAGAACAUGUUCUCAGCAUAACUCAGGAAUUUAGUAGCAAUAACAGUUGAUAUUUCUAAGCAUUUAUUUUCUAUGAAAAAAGAUAUGAAGUGAUUGUAUUGUACUUGACAUAAAGGGCUUUGCUAAUAACCUACACAGCAAUGCAAACGUUACCAGUAUCGUAAACGAGCCUGUAACAUUUCUACACAUGCCAAUGUCAUGGAAGAAUUAAAUGAAGGUUAUUAAA
This is a messenger RNA of Tauraco erythrolophus (red-crested turaco), 1052 nucleotides long. The record is from RefSeq and is a predicted model, not a curated record. NCBI's taxonomy places the organism in Eukaryota, Metazoa, Chordata, Aves, Musophagiformes, Musophagidae.